Molecule: messenger RNA, 3510 nt
Organism: Chlorella variabilis
Lineage: Eukaryota; Viridiplantae; Chlorophyta; Trebouxiophyceae; Chlorellales; Chlorellaceae
Exons: 25
Coding region: 1-3510 (1169 amino acids)
Biological process (GO): microtubule-based movement
Cellular component (GO): cytoskeleton
Molecular function (GO): ATP binding; microtubule motor activity; microtubule binding
Source: RefSeq, a predicted model, not a curated record
AUGACGGUGGAGAUGGAACAUUCUGGAGAGAACGGCUUCGGUCACAGAGACCCCACCACCCCCGGAUCGAAAAUGUCUGGGUUCAGCGACAUGCGCAGCCCCGUGCUGGAGGGCCUGGAUAGCCACUCUGAGAAGUUCCAGCUGGAGGCGUUCAACCGGGCGCGGCAGAGCGGCGGCCCCAAGAUGGGCCGCUUCCUCAGCUUUGGGCGCAGCCCCAAGCCCGCCGACACGCCCGGCACGCCCGAGAACCUGCAGCUGGACGAUCUGCUGCUCUUCUCGGAGGACAGCCUGCCCGUGAGCCUGCUGAAGCACAACCCCGACAACCAGGGGCGGGCGGUGAAGAUGUUCCAGUCGGUGCUGCAGUACAUGGGGGUGCACGGCGAGAUGCUGGGCGCGAUGGCGGCGCUGGAGCUGGCCCAGAAGCUGCUGCACCAGGGCCUGAAGCGCGUGGAGCUGCGGGACGAGCUGUACAUGCAGCUGGUGAAGCAGACGCGCGGCAACCCCAACCCCGCCGCCCGCACCAAGGCCUGGCAGCUCUUCUACCUCACCGCCGCCACCAUGCCGCCCUCCAAGGACUUCAUGGGCCUGGUGUCGGAGUACGUGCACACGUGCGCGCACGACGCCGAGGAGCUGCCCGAGGUCCGCGACCUCGCUACCAAGACGUGGCAGGCCAUGAAGCGCACGGCCAAGGCGGGGCAGCGCCGCACGCUGCCCGACAUGCAGGAGAUCGAUGCGCUGUUCAAGGGCGCCAAGCAGAAUGCGGUGGUCUACUUCCUGGACGAGACGUUUGAGGAGCUGUCGUACGACGCCAGCACCACCGUCAUGGAAGCCGUGGAGCAGCUGGCGGGGCAGAUCAAGCUGGAGAACUACCAGACCUUCUCGCUGUUCGCCGUGCAGAAGGGCAAGGCCCUGGAGCCAGGCAUGCCGGUGACGGAUGAGCAUGUGCUCAUGGACGACAACCGCUUCAUCGCCGACAUCAUGUACGACUUCAAGCAGCAGAAGGCCAAGGAGGGCUCCACCUCCAAGCUGCUGUUCAAGAAGCGCAUGUUCCGGGAGACGGACGAGACGGUGACGGAGCCGCAGUUUGUCAACCUCUCCUACAUCCAGGCGCAGCACGACUACCUGCAGGGCCAGUACCCGGUGGAUCGCGAGGGUGCGGCGCAAAAGCCUUGUUUGGAGGGGGCGUUGAAGAAGUACAUGGUGAAGCAGAUCCUGACCAGCCGCCCGCGCCAGGAGUGGAUGGCCGACGUGUCGUCCCGCUACCGCGCCCUGUCACAGUUCUCCAAGGACGACGCCCGCAUCCAGUACCUGCGCAUCAUCCGCUCCCUGCCCUACGGCAACUCCAUCUUCUUCACGGUCAAGCGCAUCGAGGACCCCAUCGGCCUGCUGCCUCCCAAGCUCAUCCUGGGCAUCAACAAGCGCGGCGUGCACUUCUUCCGCCCCGUCCCCAAGGAAUACCUGCACUCGGCGGAGCUGCGCGACAUCAUGCAGUUCGGCUCCUCCUCCCAGGCCGUGUUCUUCAAGAUGCGAGUGGCGGGCGUGCUGCACAUCUUCCAGUUUGAGACCAAGCAGGGGGAGGACAUCUGCAUGGCCCUGCAGACCCACAUCAACGACAUCAUGAUGAAGCGCUACUCCAAGGCCAAGGCCGCGCAGGACGGCGGCGCCGACAUCUCCACCGCCCCCGGCGGCGGCGACUUUGGGCCCAAGUACCAGGCGCACGUGGGCGAGCUGCAGCGCCAGCUGGAUGAGGCGCGCGCCAUGCUGGACGCCAAGGACCAGCACCUGGCUGAGCUGGCGGAGGAGCGGCAGGCCAUGGCCGACGAGCUCAGCGUGCUCAAGGGCAUGGGCGGCGCGGGCGUGGCAGCGGGCGCGGCCGCCGCCGAGCUGGCAGCCCUGGACCUGAGCGGCGCAGCCGGCGGCGACGAAAAGGCGAUGAAGGCGAUUGAGCAGCGCAUCAGCGCGGUGCUGGCCGAAAAGUCUGCCAUGGAGAGCAAGCUGGCGCGGCUGGAGGCGGCGCACAGGCAGGAGAUGGAGGCGUUCCGUGCGGCCGGCGGCGCGGCUGCGGCCGGCGGCGCGGUGGUGGCGCUGGAGGCUGUGCGCGAGAAGGAGGCCAAGAUCAACGAGCUGAUUGAGGAGCUGGGCAACAAGGAGCUGCUGCUGUCGGAGGCGAAGCAGGAGCUGGAGUCGACCAAGGGCGCGCGCAAGGAGCUGCAGGAGCUGCGCGAGAUGAAGGAGGACGUGGAGCGGCGGGAGAAGGCGCAGGCGGAGGUCAUCUCCCAGCAGGCCAAGCGGCUGGAGGAGCUGGAUGCGCUGUACCGCGACGAGGCCAUCAUGCGCAAGAAGAUCUUCAACCAGAUGGAGGACAUGAAGGGCAAGAUCCGGGUCUACUGCCGCGUGCGCCCCAUCCUGCAGAUGGAGAAGGACCGCGGGCAGACAGAGGCGGUGAUGAUCCCCGACGAGCUCACCAUCGGCCUCAACUGGAAGGGCACCAAGAAGGAGUGGAGCUUCGACUCUGUGUUUGGCGCCACCACGCACCAGGACAAGGUGUUUGAGGACACCAAGCACCUCAUCCAGUCGGCGGUGGACGGCUACAACGUCUGCAUCUUCGCCUACGGCCAGACCGGGUCCGGCAAGACCUUCACCAUCUACGGCAACGAGAAGCUGCCUGGCCUGACGCCGCGUGGCGUGACCGAGCUGUACGCCGUCAUGGACCGCGACUCGGGCAAGGCCUCCUUCCGCAUCUCCUGCUUCAUGCUGGAGCUCUACUGCGACGACCUGACUGACCUGCUGGCGGAGCACAAGAAGGGCGACAAGCUGUACAAGCAGCCCAGGCUGGAGAUCAAGAAGGACCCCAAGGGCGUGGUGACGGUGCCGGGGGCCACCAUCGUGGACAACAUCAGCAGCCCGCGGGAGCUCAUGGAUGUGAUUGAGGCGGGCCUGGCGCGCCGCCGCGUCUCCUCCACGCAGAUGAACCGCGAGUCCUCCCGCUCCCACCUCAUCAUCACCAUCUGCAUCGAGUCCACCAACCUGCAGACCCAGAACGUGGCGCGCGGCAAGCUGUCGUUUGUCGACCUGGCCGGCUCCGAGCGCGUGAAGAAGUCUGGGUCGGUGGGCGAGCAGCUCAAGGAGGCCCAGGCCAUCAACAAGUCGCUGUCUGCCCUGGGCAACGUCAUCUCCGCCCUCGCCACCGAGCAGGGCCACGUGCCGUACCGCGACCACAAGCUCACCAUGCUCAUGUCCGACUCCAUCGGCGGUACCGCCAAGACCCUCAUGUUUGUCAACGUGUCCCCCGUUGAUGCCAACCUGGACGAGACCCAGAACUCGCUGCAGUACGCCCAGCGCGUGUCCACCAUCCGCAACGAUGUGUCCAAGAACGAGAACAGCGCCGACGUGCUGCGCCUCAAGCGGCAGGUGGACUACUGGAAGGAGCAGGCGGGGCUGCCGCCGCACAAGCGCGACUACGUGGACCUGGAGGAGAUUGCGGACCAGAAGCAGAAUGGCGACCAGUAA